Molecule: messenger RNA, 525 nt
Organism: Papaver somniferum (opium poppy)
Lineage: Eukaryota; Viridiplantae; Streptophyta; Magnoliopsida; Ranunculales; Papaveraceae
Product: pentatricopeptide repeat-containing protein At1g62670, mitochondrial-like
Exons: 1
Coding region: 1-525 (174 amino acids)
Molecular function (GO): protein binding
Source: RefSeq, a predicted model, not a curated record
AUGAUCAACGGUCUAUGUUUGGAUGGUGGGUUGAAAGAAGCUGUUAAAUUGUUUGACUCCAUGGUGGAUAGAGGCCUUGAGCCAAAUGAAAUCACCUACAAUGUGUUAAUCGAUGGGCAUUGCAGGAACCGUAAGCUGGGUGAAGCUGUGCAGCUAUUCAAGAAACGAAAUGGAUUGAAACCCGCAAUAGUUGAUAUUCUAUUAAGGGAACUAUACCGGGAUGGAAGAAUGAAGACUGCACAGAGGUUUCGUAAUGAGAUGCAAACUUCUGGUCAAUCUCCAGAUGAAGUGACAUACACUACCAUGAUGGACGGUUUCUGCAGGAAUGGAAAAAUAAAGAAUCCAUGGAGGUUACAGGAAUCUCAGAUAGUAAUUACAUGUACAGCUAGCAUUCUUAUUCAUGGUUUGUGUCAAGCUGCCCAGUUGGAAGAUGCGAGAAAGGUUGCCUUCUGUCGUUUGCUUUUGUGCAGGAUACCUUGUAUUUACAGCAUGGAAAGCACUAUCCGAAAGAAAUACAACAAAUAA